CUUUUUGCUUGUUGUGUUUUGAAAAAAUUUUCAAGAAUUUUGCGCCAAUUUUGAUCAAAAACUUGAAAGUUGAAAUUUUUUCAUUGAGAUCGAGCGUUGCGUUUUUCGUACUUAAUUAGUUUUUCAUCUUGUUUCUAAUUUGAAUUCGUAUAAGCUCAUCGCAGCCUUAUUAUUCCAUCUCCCUAUUCGAUAUGUUUCUCUUUCAUUAACGAAUUCGUAAUCAUUUUCCAUCUCUUACUCUUAUCACUACAUAUUGAUCAUCAUGACCGGCAUUUACCUAAGAUCAAUUUGAGCUUUAUUAUACAGAAGUAUUUCAUCAUGGGUAUACAAGGACUAAUUCCAUUUCUAGAGAAAGCAUCCGCUCCAUCGAAUGUAUCGCAGUUUGCAGGUAAAACCGUAGCUGUAGAUGCGUAUUGCUGGCUUCACAAAGGAGCUUUCUCAUGUGCUGACAGACUUGCUCGAGGAGAAAAUUGCGACAAUUACGUUCAUUAUUGUAUGAAAUUUGUUAUCAUGCUGUUAUCUUAUCGCAUCAAACCAAUACUGGUAUUCGAUGGUCAAAAGUUACCCGCAAAGGCUGACACUGAGAAGAAAAGACGAGAAAAUCGGGAAAUAAAUCGUAAAAAAGCCGCAGAAUUGUUGAGAUUGGACAAAAGCAAAGAAGCUCAAACGUACUUGAGAAGAUGCGUCGAUAUUACUCACGAAAUGGCCUUACAACUGAUACGAGCUUGUCGAGCUCGUAACGUUGAUUGUAUCGUUGCUCCUUACGAAGCGGAUGCCCAAUUGGCUUUUUUUAAUGUCAAUGACAUCGCCGACGUUAUCAUCACCGAAGAUUCGGAUUUGCUUUUAUUUGGAGCUAAAAAAGUUUUAUUUAAAAUGGACGUUCAAGGAAACGGAUUAUUAGUGGAACAAGAGAAGUUGCAUUUAGCUAUGGAUGUGCGACCAGAAAAUUUUUCUUUCGAUAAGUUCAGAUAUAUGUGUAUUUUAUCCGGCUGUGAUUAUCUGCCUUCGCUUCCCGGUAUAGGAUUAGUUAAAGCACGUCGUUUCAUUAAUAGAACAGCGGAUCCAGACAUUCAUCGAGCUAUUUCAAGAAUGGGCGGUCAUUUAAAUAUGCCUCAACUCGAGAUUACUAAAGAGUACAGAGAUAAUUUUAUGGCAGCUGACUUUAUGUUCAAAUAUCAACCGGUUUUCGAUCCGUUCAAACGAUGCAUAGUACCAUUAUUGGAAUUUUCGGAUGAGAUUUGCCAGCAAAAAUUCAACGAACUAUUGGCCAUAAAUGGUCUAUCGGAAGACCAGAUUUGUCAACUCGCUUAUGGAAAUUUAGAUCCUUUCUCGUUGAAGAAACUAGAUAAUUGGCAUCCGGGGCAAGAGAUUUCAAAACCAAUCCCAUCCGUUGGUUGGAAUACAAACGCAAACAGUGUCGCACCUCAUCCUAGUAUUUGGUCGGAUAAUUACGAGCCCAAGUCGUGGUACACUCCGGUUCCAAAACCUGAACCUCCAAAUGCUUUUAUCGUAUCAUCGAGCGUGAAAAUCGUACAGAACAAGGCGCCUGCGAAAACUACUCCUAAGCGUGAUCCCAAAGAACUCGACGAAGCUGUAAAACAGCUGAAAAGUUUAUACCAGACUGAAAAACCGGCCGAAGAAGAAAAACGAAUAGAUGGUAGAUUAUCUCCAUCGCCGAAGAAAACAUAUCACAAUCCUUGGAAAUCCACCUCUACACUUCCGUCGGCCAAUAAGCGUAAUACAGGCGCUUUAUCAAAAUUCAUUUCAUCUUGCAAAGCUUCACCUACUACAAAUUCUUCUCCGUCGAAUAAAGUGAUCAGCAGAUAUUUUUUCUCAGCUGUAUCGCCAACUAACCAGAAACACGAAACACCAGACCAUAAAGAAUCUGAAACAGAAGCCUUACAAGCGAUGUAUUCAGCGCCAUUGUCGCCUAAUCAGUCUGAACCGGUGCCAGAUUCUGGUUCAUUCUGCGAAAGAUCUCCCUUGAAAGAUCAGAAUUCGGAUACUUCGUUAUGCGAUAAUGAGAAAUCGCCAGAUCUCAAUAAAUCCGUGAGCAGAAUUCGAAAAAGACUUAAUCCUUUCGCCGUUAAGGGAUCCGAUAAAAAAUACUGUGCCAAGUUUCCUGUAUCUGAAGACCAGGCAAAGAAAUCGUCUCAAAGCAAAUUCUCUUGGUCUGAUAAUAUGACUACGAAUACGACUUAUGAUUUUGCCACCAAAAAUAAUAGCAUUGCUAGAGAGUUCAAACAGCCUCGUAAAUUACUGGCGGAAGAAUCAGAGAACGACGAAAACGAGAUCAACGAUCAAGAUGAUAAACUGACGCCAGAACAGGAAGACGAAGGAUUUUGCAGUCCUAGCGUAGAGACACCGGAUAAGUCACCGCCUCCGUUGCAGAAGAAAUGCAGAUCUCCGGGUUUAAAUAAGAAAUCCAUGCUUAAGCAAAAGUCCAUCGCGGCUAUGUUCGCAUACAAGUACUUAUACUUUUUGUUCGCCGUUAUCGCUUUAUUAAUCGUUUGGCUUUGCUGUUGAAAAUGCGCACCGAUUGUUGUAAUAGUAUACUAAAGAAUGACGAUGGUGGUGAUGGUUUUUGUUGCUUACAGACAACCCGCCAAGCUGAAAUUGUGAAAUACGUCACGAAUUCAGUCAAUUUGUCAAACGAUCGAUUACAAUGUCCAGUUAUUAGUUUUGUUAAUGAAUCUGUUGGUUUAAGCUGACUUUCUUAUUGUUUUAAGAUUACCUUUUGUGAUAUUUUUCUAUUAUUGAAUAGUUUUAAGUUUUCAUGACAAGUACCUACCUUACUUAUGUAAAGUUGUACGAUUUACUUUUUUUUUUUUUUUUUUUUGUCUUCAUAAUAACAGCGAACGGUAACUGA
This is a messenger RNA of Planococcus citri (citrus mealybug), 2869 nucleotides long. It is a transcript of the gene tos, whose product is annotated as Exonuclease tos. Bases 319 to 2526 code for a protein of 735 amino acids. Gene Ontology annotation, cellular component: nucleus. The transcript is spliced from 9 exons. Gene Ontology annotation, molecular function: 5'-3' DNA exonuclease activity; metal ion binding; DNA binding. The record is from RefSeq and is a predicted model, not a curated record. Gene Ontology annotation, biological process: DNA recombination; mismatch repair. Lineage: Eukaryota; Metazoa; Arthropoda; Insecta; Hemiptera; Pseudococcidae.